Messenger RNA from Strongylocentrotus purpuratus (purple sea urchin), 1635 nucleotides. RefSeq names its product parkin coregulated gene protein homolog. Gene Ontology annotation, molecular function: Hsp70 protein binding; Hsp90 protein binding. The transcript is spliced from 3 exons. Lineage: Eukaryota; Metazoa; Echinodermata; Echinoidea; Camarodonta; Strongylocentrotidae. The coding region runs from base 241 to 1083 and encodes 280 amino acids. Gene Ontology annotation, cellular component: cytosol; vesicle; neuron projection. The record is from RefSeq and is a predicted model, not a curated record.
UACACAGGUAAUUUCGCUAUCAAAUGCAAGCAUUGCCCAGUGUAUCCACAGCAACGUACACACAAGUGAACAGCAGAUUGAAGCGCAUUACGGCGACAGUUCCCCUACACAUCAUUUAGCCGUGAUUUGCAAGGCUGUCUUGGAAAUUGAUUGAAAAAAACAAAGCCUUUCCGUGCAUAUUUUAGGCAUUUCAUCGUUAAGACUGAGGGAUUGUGGUCUAAUUUUGAAAAUCCUGCAAAUAUGUCGACUCGUGCUAUACGCAUAGUGAACAGCAACACAUCGGAAGUAACUACGCAUCCUUGGAAAUCGAAAAACCGUUCAUCUCCAUCCCCAUGCUCGCAGACGACACGUAAAAAUGGCGCGAAAAGGACUGGUGCUACGUCGCAAUUCAAUGGCGGUAUCACGGGGAAGACAGUGCAAGCUACGGCGUUCUCUCCGCUUUCUAGGCGGGAAAAUGCUGUCGUAAAACCUCCACCUAAGGCGGGUGCGUUUCAGGAAAAGCUCACUCAACCCUCCGACUUCAGCAAAUUCUACGAACGAGGCGAUUUCCCAAUCAUGGUGGAGCAUGAUACGAGUCAUAACAAGAUAGCAUGGAAGGUGGAGAUUGAGAAGUUGGACUUUCAUCAUUACCUUCCAUUAUUCUUUGAUGGUCUAUCAGAAACACGUCAUCCAUACAACUUCUUUGCUCGGCAGGGGGUCCAUGACAUGUUGACCCAUGGAGGUCAUAAGGUCCUUCCGGUCAUCCCUCAGCUUAUCUUGCCUAUCAAAAAAGCACUUCAGACGAGGAACGUAGAUGUAGUCUGUGCCACCAUGCGAUUACUCCAAACUCUGGUCUUGUGCGACAAACACGUGGUGGGCGAGGCCCUGGUCCCGUACUACCGCCAGAUCCUACCCGUCAUGAAUCUCUUCAAGAACAGGAAUAAGAACAUCGGUGACGGCAUCGAAUACGACCAGUGGAAGGGUGGGAACGUGGGCGACCUCGUCAAUGAGACCCUGGAGGUGUUUGAACGCUACGGCGGACCCGAUGCUUUCAUUAAUAUCAAGUACAUGGUGCCAACGUACGAGUCUUGCAUCAUGAACUGAGAGACGUCAAUAUUGACGCUGAUGUAUGUUGCGCAUGCGUCAUUCAACUACGCCAACAUUUCAAUUCAUGAUACCGAUUGCACACGAGACAUCAUUUGCCUGACGGAAGGCUGCGUCAGCGACUUGAUGCGAAAUAGAAGGGUGAAAUGUGCAAGUUUUCAUUGCAAAAUGGAAAUUGCAAAUAUUGCUUUUGAUUAUGAUGUGUAUGGCUCAGUAGCAUUUACAGCCUUCAUAAGCGCAGGAAAUAACGCAAAUGAUGCCUCGGGUGCUAAGGUCAUAAUACUUUACAGUAAACAAUGGAGUUUGCAGAUAAUUAUUCACGGCUGCACACGAAAAGUCAAAACAAAAUAUUACACGAUCUUUAAAUUGUGGGUGUAAACUCAAAUAUUUUCUUCACCAGUGUUUCGGACAAAUCUAAUAUAUUGCACUUGAUCAUCAUCGCAAUCCUGCGUCAAGAAGUUUCGUCUUUCCAUUAGACUGCGUCUAGGACUGUCCUGUGCAUUUAUAUGCCUGAAUGUCAUUGAAUGGUGUCUCGUGUGUAACAGGCUUUUA